AUGUCCGUGAGGGUGCGGUUCCUGUCCCCAGGGGACGCGGGUGCCGUGGGGGUCGUGGGCCGCAGCGCCUCCUUCGCGGGCUUCAGCGGCGCUCAGGGCCGGAGGAUCGCGAAGUCCCUGCAGAAGAACUCCGUGAGGUCGCGGGUGCCCACAAGGUCCUCCAAGAUGUACGGCACGCUGCGGAAGACGCCGGUGUGCGCGGACCCCCAGCCCCAGCAGGUGAAGAAGAUCUGUGACGCCUUGAAGAGAGGCCUCAAGGAGUACCUGAGUGCACAGCAGGCCGAGCUGGAUCACCUGUCCGGACGCCACAAGGAUGCCAGGAGGAAUUCCAGGCUGGCUUUCUAUUACGACCUGGACAAGCAAACGCGCUCCGUGGAAAGGCACGUCCGCAAGAUGGAGUUUCACAUCAGCAAGGUGGACGAGCUGUACGAAGACUACUGCGUCCGCUGGCGCCUGCGGGACGGCGCCUCCAGCAUGCAGCGGGCCUUUGCCCGGUGCCCGCCCAGCCGCGCCGCCCGCGAGAGCCUGCAGGAGCUGGGCCGCAGCCUGCACCAGUGCGCCGAGGAGGAGAAGGCGUUCAUCCCCGCCCUGCACGAGGACCUGGACAUCAAGGUGACGGAGCUGCGGGGCCUGAGCUCGCUGGUUGUGGGCGCCGUCACGUGCGACAUCGCCGACUUCUUCACCACGCGGCCGCAGGUGGUGGUGGUGGACAUCACCGAGCUGGGCACCAUCAAGCUGCAGCUGGAGGUGCUGUGGAGCCCGAUGGACAGUGAGAGCCUCCUGCUGUCGCCCAGCCCCACAGGCAGGCUCUCCGUGGGCAGCAGGAGGGGCCCCCUGUGCAGCUGGACGCCCCCCAGCACCCCCAGCUUCCGGGAGCGAUACUACCUGGUGAGCUGCUCUGCGUCCCCUCUCCAGUCCGUCCUGCAGCCGGAGCCGAGGACCCCCACCCUCCUCAGCUACCUGUCCGCCAGUGAGCUUCAGGGGCCCGGCCUGCGGAGCCAGAGUCAGGAGCUGCCCGAGAUGGACUCCUUUAGCUCUGAGGACCCCCGAGACACAGAGACCAGCACGUCGGCCUCCACCUCCCAUGUGGGUUUCCUGCCCGUGGCCCUCGGCCUCAGUGCCUCCACUGAGGAGGCCCGGGAGGACCCCCUGCCCCUGGGCUUCCUGCCGGACAUGGCCCGCCCGGCGAGGGGCUUGGCUGUGGAGCGGCCCGGCUGGAGAAACUUGGGGGUGGAGGGCCCCAGCCUGCAGCGGGGCUCCCCGGGGCCCAACGGCACCGCCCUGAGCGGCCGGGAAGGCCAGGAGGCGGGAGACCCGGGGGACGGCACAGAUGGGUCGAGCUUGGAGGGGCCUCUGCAGGAUGUCCUGGCUCUGCUGGGGUCCAUGGACCCCGCCCCACCCCAGGUCCGGGAGCUGGAGCACCAGGUCCUUGGCUUCCACGGCCGGCUGAAGCUCCGCGGAGCCCGGCGGGGGUCCGCGUCGGCCGAGAGCCUGAUGGAGUGCGUCCUGGAGAGCUUUGCCCUUCUCAAGGCCGACUUUGCCCCCGACCUGCCAGCCCUGGGUGGCGGCUCCCCGGGUCCCCGGAAGGGCAGGACCCCGCCCCCACCGCCACCCCUGAGAGCAUCCUCUGGGGAGCUCACGGCAGGCGCCCCCGAGCUGGACGUGCUGCUGACGGCCCACCUCUGCAUCUGCAAGGCUCUGCUGCAGAAACUGGCCUCCUCUAGCUUGGCAAGGAUGGUCCGGGAGUGCCUCCUGGAGGAGGUGGCACGGCAGACGCAGGUUCUGGAGCUGCUUUCUGUCCUGGACGCUGAGAAGCUCAGCAAGGCGACCUCGGUCGAAGAGAGUAAGUCCCUUGCCGGGCACCCACCGGCCAGCGGCGGUGCGAUCCGAGCCUGGCAGGGGUGCUCCUGCCCGGGCACAGGGGACACCGCACCCUGGCGCCCGGAGGCCAUCGAGCAGCACUGGCCGAGGCCUUGGUUUCCCUGACGCCCUCUCCCUGCAGUGUGCCGCCGGCUACUGGAGCAGGUGCUCAGCUGCAGCGGGCUGCUGCCCUGCCCCGGAGCCCCCGAGGAGCAGCCCAUCACCUGGUUCCAGUUCCACGGGUACCUGCAGCGACACGGCGUGUCUGACUUGGAAAAGCACCUGGCCCGGCUCUCCAAGGAAGUGUCCCUCGUGGAGGAGCUGCAGUGUGGAAGCGCGGCCCGGGCCGUCCGGAAGCUGCAGGGCAAGCGCCUGGGCCAGCUGCAGCCCCUGCCCCAGACCCUGAGCGCCUGGGCGCUACUGCAGCUGGACGGGCCCCCGAGGGCAUGCAGGGCGGCUGGUGCUCGCCUGGCCAGUGCUGCCAGGGACAGGAGCUUCCGGGAGAAGGCUCUUCUCUUCUACACCAACGCGCUGAGCGACGGCGAUGCCAGGCUCCAGCAGGCCGCGUGCCUGGCGCUCAGACAGCUCAGGGGCAUUGAAAGCAUCGACCAGCUCGCCAGCCUGUGCCAGUCUGAUCUGGAGGCCGUGAGGGCAGCAGCCCGGGAAGCCACACUGUCAUUCGGUGAAAAAGGGCGACUCGCUUUUGAGAAGAUGGACCGACUCUACUUGGAACAAGGAGAAGCCUUUUCCCAGGAGGCAGAUGUUGAAAUCACAAUAUUUUAA
Molecule: messenger RNA, 2643 nt
Organism: Carlito syrichta (Philippine tarsier)
Lineage: Eukaryota; Metazoa; Chordata; Mammalia; Primates; Tarsiidae
Gene: RIPOR3
Product: RIPOR family member 3
Exons: 18
Source: RefSeq, a predicted model, not a curated record